CAUUGCGAUUCCCAAUUACUUGGCGAUUAAGGCAACACGAAAUCCCACGGAUAAACGAAACGAACAGAUCGAUCCCCUCCCCUACGAUUCCCCUUCCCGAUCCCGUCACGUCUCCUGAAACACACGCUCUCCUCUCCCAUCCCCCGUCGUCGUCCCCUCGUCUCCCCCCACGUGCCAUUUCCCCACCCCAAAUCCCGGCGCCGCCGUCCACCGCAAGUCAUCUCCUCCCGCUCGCGCCUCCCGCAACCCGGCCACCAUAGCGCUCGCGCCCGGCGAUCGCCGGCGCUCCUCAGGUUCGUGCGUCUGGCAUGGCAGGGGAGUUAUACACUGACCCUGGCUUCUGUUUUCAUGAAUGAUGUCCUUCUUUUCGAAGGACACACAUGUGCAAACAAGAUUUAAGUUGCCAUGGAGAAGCCAAUCACCAUUAUCGGCACAACUGCUUGUUGAUAUUCCACCGGAAAUAGAGUUGUCAGACUACCAAAGAUUGCCAAGUUCGGGAAGUGAGAGCCCGUCUGGACUUCUCCAUGGUGAAGGUUUCAAGGAAGAACCGAUAGCUGACUUGGAUAUUUUCUUCGAAAGGCUUUAUGCAUAUUUCUGCGCAAAAGGGCUCAGGUGUAUCAUUACCAAAUGGAUAAUAGAUAUCCUUAAUGUACUAUUUAUGGUCUGGUGUAUUGGGUUCUUCUUCUUAUUUGUUGAUUGGAAUGCCCUUGGUCAUUUGAAAUGUGGUGUGGAGGCACUUGAGUCUGGGGAGAAACCAUGUGAUCUUAUGAAGGUCAUUAAGCAUAAUCCACUGGUUCCCUUCACAUUACCUAAAAUGAUAACUGUUGGAUCAAUGGUUAUAUUGACAACCUAUGGACUAACCAACUUCCUCAAGUUCUUUGUACAGUUAAGAAGUACACUAAGUGUCCGUCAGUUUUACUAUGACAGCCUUAAGGUCACAGAUCUCGAGAUCCAAACAAUAGCAUGGCCCAGAAUAAUCGAGAAGGUUGUCCUGCUGCAGAAAUCUAAAAAACUUUGUGUUGUUAGGGAUCUCUCGGAGCAUGAUAUUGUCAUGAGAAUAAUGAGGAAAGAAAAUUAUUUGAUUGGUAUGGUCAAUAAAGGCAUUCUUUCAUUUCCAAUUCGUUCUUGGGUGCCUGGAGCUGGUCCAAGUGUCAGAUCUCUUGUGCAUGACAAGAGAAACUGUCUUAUACUUCCAAAGGCCUUUGAGUGGACCUUAAAUUGGUGCAUCUUCCAAAGUAUGUUUGACAGUAAAUUUUGUGUACGGAAAGAGUUUUUGGCAAGCCCAGCUGUGUUGAAAAAACGACUUGUAUUUGUGGGCAUUGCAAUGCUUAUUCUGUCACCCUGCCUUGUGAUCUUUCCAUUGGUGUACGUCAUUCUAAGACAUGCCGAGGAAAUUUAUAAUCACCCCAGUACAGCAUCAUCUAGACGAUGGUCAAACUUAUCAAAGUGGAUUUUUAGGGAGUAUAAUGAGGUUGAUCAUUUCUUCAGACAUAGACUGAACAACAGUGCUGUGCAUUCUUUGAAUUACUUGAAGCAAUUUCCAACCCCACUGGUUUCUAUCAUGGCAAAAUUUGUAUCUUUUGUUUCUGGUGGCUUGGCUGGUGUUCUAAUAAUCAUUGGAUUUGUGGGUGAAUCCAUGCUCGAGGGACAUAUUUUCGGAAGAAAUCUAUUCUGGUAUACUAUUGUUUUUGGAACAAUAGCAGCUAUAAGUCGAAAAGUAGUGGCUGAUGAACUUCAAGUAAUUGACCCAGAAGGGGCCAUGUGUCUCGUUGUCCAGCAAACACAUUACAUGCCAAAGCGGUGGCGUGGUAAUGAGAGCAGUGAACUUGUUCGAAGAGAAUUUGAAACACUAUUUCAGUAUACUAUAAUAAUGCUACUAGAAGAGAUGGCCUCCAUUUUCAUCACUCCUUACUUGCUCAUUUUUGAGGUACCAAAGCGUGUUGAUGACAUUCUGCGCUUCAUCUCAGACUUCACAAUUUAUGUAGACGGGGUGGGAGAUAUAUGCAGUUUAAGCUUGUUUGACUUCAGAAGACAUGGAAAUAGAAACUAUGGGUCAUCAUUUGAUGCACUUAAAAGCCUCAGGAGCUCCCAAGGGAAAAUGGAGAAGUCAUUCUUAAGUUUUCAGAGUGUGUAUCCAUCAUGGCAGCCAAAUGCUGAAGGCAAGCAGUUCUUAUCUAACCUCCAAAAGUUCAAGGAAAGGCAAAUACGUCAACAAGCUCUUGCACAAUAUCAAGCAAUGGAAGCAUCAGGCUUUGUGGCAAGCACUAGAGGUCAUAGGAAUGAUACCUUCCAACAAUUGCUCACAAGCGAUAUCCAUAACCACACUGAGGCCAUUCCACGAGCUGUAUAUAACUUGGGUCCCUUGGGAUUGCUUGACACGGAUCAAAGAACUUAUCCAUAUAUUCUGGACUGGUAUUACAUGUGUCAUCCACCACAUUCAGAUAGAGCUGAGGCUCCCGAAUUCGAACAAGCAUUCACUGAAAUUGGUGUGAACACAAGUCCACCAGCAAGGGAAACAUCUGAAAUCGAAGAAGUGGGAAACUGGGACUAUGAGUUGUAUGAAAGAAUUCAAAGUCAUUUGGGGGCAUCAACAUCAAGUGCUUUGUUCCAGAAUGCUCCAGUAAAGCACCACAAUACAGAAGAAAACUCUAAUAGCCAUUGGUGGGCUCAUGCCCCUGCAUAUUCUGCUGGUCCGCAAGGCAGUUUCCUCGAGCCUCCAGAAUUUGGAAAUCAAUACAUGACUGGUCCUCGUUCCAGUCAUCACAGUGGCGGUCUGUCAGAGGCAAGUGCGGAGGAGCUAGAGCAGAGCAAUAGCAGAAGCAGCAGCGGCUGGAGAAGCCCCCAAGCCUUGUCGAAGACAAGGUAUAUGGACGACUCUGACAUUGAGGAAGGGCUGAGCCUUCAUUUUGCUGAUGCCCAUCAGAAAGAUGCAGAUGAUCAACACGCGGUCGCUGAUCAUCAGGAGCCCGCACCAGCUGGCCUUCAAGUAAGAAUAAUACCUAGAAGCAGUGACCCUGUGUAGGCUGGAAAACUCGCAGGAUUAGUAGUGUGCAUGGUUGUAAUUUGUAGUGUGAACCACAUCAGAAACCGAGGACACGUCUCGCUCAAAAACUGGCAAAACAGCCACAAAUUCUUUUGUACAGAUCAGUAACCUCUGUGUAUAUAGUCCCGUCCAGCUCUGUUUAGGGUGGGGAUGAAAGGAACAUUCUUUUGCAA
This is a messenger RNA of Phragmites australis (common reed), 3216 nucleotides long. Its product is annotated as autophagy-related protein 9-like. The record is from RefSeq and is a predicted model, not a curated record. The transcript is spliced from 10 exons. The coding region runs from base 353 to 3022 and encodes 889 amino acids. NCBI's taxonomy places the organism in Eukaryota, Viridiplantae, Streptophyta, Magnoliopsida, Poales, Poaceae. Gene Ontology annotation, cellular component: phagophore assembly site; autophagosome. Gene Ontology annotation, biological process: protein localization to phagophore assembly site; autophagy of mitochondrion.